Emericellopsis atlantica is the source of this 2136-nucleotide messenger RNA. RefSeq lists its product as uncharacterized. The record is from RefSeq and is a predicted model, not a curated record. The transcript is spliced from 4 exons. Lineage: Eukaryota; Fungi; Ascomycota; Sordariomycetes; Hypocreales; Bionectriaceae. Bases 1 to 2136 code for a protein of 711 amino acids. Gene Ontology annotation, biological process: regulation of DNA-templated transcription. Gene Ontology annotation, molecular function: DNA-binding transcription factor activity, RNA polymerase II-specific; zinc ion binding.
AUGGACCUGGAUUCGGAUUCGGCGUCUCACUCUCGACUACAGCCGCCCUCGGCAUCCUCAGUCAAGACAACCCAGCGAGUCCUCGCCUGUGUGUUGUGUCAGCAGCGCAAGAUCAAGUGCGAUCGCAAGUUUCCCUGCUCGAACUGCAGCAAGAACCAGGCUCAUUGCGUCCCCGCGACACAGAGUCGUCGUCGGAAACGUCGCUUCCCAGAGCGUGAGCUGUUGGAGCGGCUGCGCAGCUAUGAAGAUCUUUUGCGCCAGAACAAGAUACAAUUCGAACCAUUACACCGAAACUUGGGCACACCCAAUGUCAAAGGCCCGCCCCACAGCAAUGACGCCUCCGACGACGACCGACCGGAUACCAAGACUUCAGCCUCUCCUCAGAGCACGACCAAGCCAGAGACACUCUUCGAAGCAAGGCGAGCCAUGAGACACAGCAAGCAAAAUGACGACGGAUCCGAAACAGACGAGGUGACCGAACAAAUGCACGACGAUAUCGUGCAAAAGACGUGGGACUCACUCGGGGACGAGCACAUCUUGUUUGGUUCUCGUCAGGAGUCUGUUGACUUGUCCAGUGUCCAUCCUGAGCCAGCACACGUGUUCCGCCUCUGGCAAGUGUACCUCGACAACGUCGACCCCAUGCUCAAAGUCACACACACCCCAACGCUCCAGUCUCGCAUCAUAGAAGCCAUUGGCAGUAUACGUGGCAUCCAGCCAAUGCUGGAAGCCCUCAUGUUUGGUAUUUACUGCAUUGCUCUCACCACUCUGUCCCCACAGGAUUGUGAGGCGACGUUCGGCACCUCCAAGGAUACCCUUUCGACGCGCUUUCGCUUCGGAUGUCAACAGGCCCUACUUAACUGCCGGUUCCUACACUCUUCUGAGUUAGAGUGCCUCACGGCGUUCUACCUCUACCUGCACUCCCUGGCAAAAACAUGCGACCCACGUUCUCUUUCUUCCAUGCUCGGGAUAGCAACACGCACGGCAAUGCGCAUAGGAAUCCACAGCGAGCUAAGCAACAGCAGAUGUCCUGUUCUUCACGCGGAGUUGCGUCGACGCUUGUGGUACUCCCUUAUCUUCUUUGACGCCCGAAUCAGCGAGCUUGCCAUGUACAAGAAUACUUGCCUUACCCCGACUUGGGACUGCAAGACACCACUCAACGUCAACGACCAUGAUCUUCGCGUGGAUAUGCGGGAGCCACCGGUGGCGCAGACCAAAACCAGCGAGGCUCUCUUCGUCGUGGUACGGAGCGAGAUUGCCAACUUCGUGCGCCACGCCUCCUUCUAUCUCGACUUCACAACUCCAGCCCUCAAGGCGGUGGCAAGGGAGGUCGCGGACGAGAAACAAGUUGCAGACUUUGCAAAGUCAAUGGAGCGAGACUAUUUUGAUCAUUGCGAUCCCGGGAACCCACUGCACCACCUCUCCAUCUGGAGUACGAGAUCGUUCUUGUUCAGGUCGUUCCUCCAGGAGCACUACGCAGAGUGCGCGAGCGGCGCCAAGAUCACAGCUCAACAGGCAAGCGACGCCCUUUCUCACGCAAUACAUAUGAUCGAGUGUGAUACGCAACUGCACAAUACCACCUUGGUCAAGGGAUUUCGCUGGUUCUUCCGUUAUCAGUUUCCAGCCCUUGGCUACUUCCACAUCAUCGAAGCUCUGAAGAAGAGACCCACAGGUCCUGUCGCGAAACGCGCGUGGGACAUCAUGAGCGACAACUACGAGGCACGUCAUGCUGUGAGCGACAACACCGACAUAAACGGGCCCUUUGUGAAACACUUCAUUAAGCUCAUACUCCAGCUGUGGGACUUAACGCAGGCCACAGCACAGCGUGGGGGCCAGCAUAACCCGGAGCCAAGGAUUGUGCAAAUCAUGUCCUCGAAAGCUGCGGAACUAGGCCUAUCAUGGGGACAGAGAGAGGAGACAGGCACCGGAGAAUUCGGAGAUACAAUGAGUACGUACAUGGACGAAUUCAUAUGGUCCAUGUCAGCCGGGUAUCCUCCACAAGACUGCAUAUCCGGGCUCGGGCCACUAGGUCUAAUCGACGGUAUGGGUUCCAGUCUGCAGGAACAGGUGCAAAACCCCAUUGACGCUGGCCUGCAAAUGCCCUCGUCAGGACCGUGGAUGGCUGGCAGAUACUGGUAG